Penicillium riverlandense is the source of this 543-nucleotide messenger RNA. RefSeq lists its product as uncharacterized. The coding region runs from base 1 to 543 and encodes 180 amino acids. Lineage: Eukaryota; Fungi; Ascomycota; Eurotiomycetes; Eurotiales; Aspergillaceae. The record is from RefSeq and is a predicted model, not a curated record. The transcript has a single exon.
AUGUGGACUUCUCCAGAAGCUCUAAACCAUUUUGAGGCUUCCCCUGCAUACAACACAUACAGGUCUACUCUUUGUCGCUACUCACCUCUGCCCCCUGAGGUCUACAAGGCGGACUCUACCACUUUUAGAUCAUGGAUUCAUCCGAGAAAGGGAGUAGUUCUUGCACUUUUCACAGUCCAUUUUCCUGCCUAUCUUAGCGAUGAGCAGCUAGAGGAGAUUACUUCGAUUGAUGGCCUCAGCCCAGCGGCAGGUAUUGCGCCUCAGCUACGCAACUUGACCAUGGAAAUGGCGCCUCAUUUGAAGUUUUGGGCUAAUGGAACGCAAGUUGUAAAUGGCAAGGAAGUGAAAACGCGCAUAUUCGUACAUAUCUGGAAGACCGAAGAUAAGGGAGAGCGGAUUAAGCAAACGCGAACUCGUGACGGGUCUACCUUUUUGGAGAAGUUUGAGCAGAAACUAAAGGCAGCUGGAGCCGAAGACUUGGUUGAGGAACAGAUAGUGCAGGAAAACCUGCCAAGCGAGGAGAUUUUUAUGGAGGGAGUCUAG